Didymodactylos carnosus is the source of this 270-nucleotide messenger RNA. Lineage: Eukaryota; Metazoa; Rotifera; Eurotatoria; Philodinida; Philodinidae. The record is from the annotation of a GenBank genome assembly.
AUGACUGACAGAAAAGCCGUUAUUAAAAAUGCCGAUAUGUCGGAGGAUAUGCAACAAGAUGCUGUCGAUAUUGCAACGCAAGCAUUAGAAAAAUAUAACAUUGAAAAAGAUAUAGCAGCAUAUAUCAAAAAAGAAUUUGAUAAAAAAUAUAAUCCAACGUGGCAUUGUAUUGUUGGCAGAAAUUUUGGUUCAUAUGUUACACAUGAAACAAAACAUUUUAUUUAUUUUUAUUUGGGUCAAGUAGCCAUAUUAUUAUUUAAAUCUGGUUAA